AUGACAACUCCGUUCCCUCUCUUACGCCUUCCAAGACUCGCACUACUUCCAGUUUUUGAACAAAUGGAAGAAAGGGAAAUAAUUACAUUCACACUUCUCUCCAAAAGAGCCCAUAAUCUCUCAAAAAAUCUUCAAAAAGUCGGGCUAUCAGUAUCCGAAUGGAUCGAGCGGAUUCAAGAUGUGACAAAUUGUAAAUCGCUGAAACGCAUACAUAUCAACGGAGUGCCAGGAUUCGAUGUGUGCGAUGCACUUUCUUCACUGAAAAAUAUCCGUGAAAUAUUCAUCGGACUCUGGUGUCCAAACAGUUUUGCAAAGAAAGCCCUAGAAAUCCUUUCUCCAGUUACCACUGAAAUCACAAUCUGGAAAAUUCCAUUUGAGAACAGAGAUGAGUUUAGGACUUUUUUGAUGAGCAACUUAAACUUUUUGAAUGUUGACUCUCACGAAUUCUCGAGAUUCGAUCUUGAUGACUUUCUAGUUACCAACGCACUCAAAGUGCGAUUGAGAGGAUUUGAAUUCUUUGCCAGAGUUGUCAGUCAAUUUCUUACAAAUUGGUUUCACAGCAAAUGCGACUCUCGACUAGAACAUCUGUCAUUGGUCACAAUUGGAGAUAUCAAUGAAACGUGUCUUCCGGAAGUACUGAACGCUGUUCCAUUUGCAAGAGACCAAGAAAGAACGUUCUUUUAUUCAAAACAACUAGACACUCCUUCGAAAACGUUUUCUGGAGGAUAUGAUAUCGAAAGAACAGAUGGAAAGAAAGCCACAAUUGUAUUUGUACCAUGUCACACACUGACGUUUUUUGAUUUUUAUGUUUGGCCGUAA
Molecule: messenger RNA, 819 nt
Organism: Caenorhabditis remanei
Lineage: Eukaryota; Metazoa; Nematoda; Chromadorea; Rhabditida; Rhabditidae
Exons: 3
Coding region: 1-819 (272 amino acids)
Molecular function (GO): protein binding
Source: RefSeq, a predicted model, not a curated record